This is a messenger RNA of Nicotiana tabacum (common tobacco), 534 nucleotides long. RefSeq lists its product as uncharacterized. The record is from RefSeq and is a predicted model, not a curated record. NCBI's taxonomy places the organism in Eukaryota, Viridiplantae, Streptophyta, Magnoliopsida, Solanales, Solanaceae.
AUGGUAGAGCAAGGUCAUAUCCUUGGGAAGGCUAGGGGCGGAACGGGAGGUAGGGCAGGGUCAGGGGGUGGGAUGGGAGACAAGGGAGGUAAAGGGCACAAGGGUGCCUGUAGGUUGAGAAUUGGGUCAUGGAACAUAGGUACAUUGGCGAGUAAGUUUAUAGAGUUGGCGAGGAUUCUAGAGAAGGGGAAGGUAAAUAUAGCAAGUUUUCAAGAGACUCGAUGGGUAGGAUCGAGGGCGAGAAAUGUAGACGAGUAUAAGUUGUGGUACUCUGGAGUCCUAAAUGUUGGAGAGUCCACCCUAAAUGUUGUUAGUGCGUAUGCGCCACAAGCAGGCUUGGAUGAGGAGCUCAAGAGGGGCUUCUGGGAGAGGUUGGAUGAGAUCGUGUGUAGUAUUCCGCCUGCUGAGAGGUUAUUUAUAGAAGGGGAUUUUAAUGGACAUAUUGGGUCGACUGCAAGCGACUAUGGAAAGUUUCCCAAAGAGGGAGGAGCAUUUGGUUACUUCUCCGAGCAUGAUGGCAAAGACUCAGAUUGA